Messenger RNA from Equus caballus (horse), 1251 nucleotides. NCBI's taxonomy places the organism in Eukaryota, Metazoa, Chordata, Mammalia, Perissodactyla, Equidae. The record is from RefSeq and is a predicted model, not a curated record.
UGGAAGCAAACCCGGAACAAGCCAGAGUGGGAGUCCUGCCUGUGUCUGGGCUUCGGAAAGGGCCACAACCGGGUCAAAAGUGCGCUGUUGAGAGACAUGCGCUGAGGAGGCGGGGAUGGUAGGGAGAGGGAGGAAGUCGCAGGUCCGAGUCCAGCGCUCCCAGCUCGGCGAGGCUCCACACGCAGCGACAUGAGGUGCCUGCUGUUUCUGCUGCUCUGGGGGCUCCCUCAGAUUCGGAGAACUUCUGAGGUCCCGCAAAGGAAUUUCCCCUUCCGCUGCCUCCAGAUCUCAUCCUUCCUCAACCGCAGCUGGGCGCGCACCGACGCCUUGGCGUGGCUCGGGGAGCUGCAGCCCUACGUGUGGAAGAACGACUCGGACACUAUCCGCUUCCUAAAGCCCUGGUCUCAGGGCACAUUCAGCGACCAGCAAUGUGAGGAGUUGCAGCAUCUAUUUCGGGUUUAUCGAAGCAGCGUCACCAGGGACAUACAGGAAUUCGCCAAAAUGCUGCACAUAGCCUAUCCCUUGGAGGUCCAGGUGUCUGCUGGAUGUGAGGUGCACCCUGGGAACACCUCAGAAAGCUUCUUAUAUGCAGCAUUUCAAGGAAGAGAUAUCCUGAGUUUCCAAGGAACUUCUUGGGUGCCAGCCCCAGAUACCCCACAGUGGGUCGCGAGAGUCAUCGAAGUGCUCAAUGACGACCAAGGGACCAGAGAAAUGGUGCAGUCGCUCCUUAAUGACACCUGCCCCCAAUUUGUCAGAGGCCUCCUGGAGACAGGGAAGUCAGAACUGGACAGGCAAGUGAAGCCUGAGGCCUGGCUGUCCAGUGGCCCUGCUCCUGGGCCUGGCCGUCUGCUGCUGGUGUGCCACGUCUCAGGAUUCUACCCAAAGCCUGUGUGGGUGAUGUGGAUGCGGGGUGAGCAGGAAGAGCCGAGCACUCAGCAAGGUGACAUUCUGCCCAAUGCUGAUGAGACAUGGUAUCUCCGAGUAACCCUGGAUGUGGUGGCCGGGGAGGCGGCCGGCCUGACAUGCCGAGUGAGGCACAGCAGUCUGGGAGGCCAGGACAUCAUCCUCUACUGGGUACUAUCAUAUCCUGAAGUGGACUAAUUACUGAUACCCAGACCAUAGAAAGAUGGGGCAUCUUAACUUCAAGAGGAAUAGAAGUGGAUACUUUAAAUGGGGAAGCAAAUAAGAAGCACCUGGCACCCUCAUGCAUGCUUAGACCAGGGGACUUGGAAUAGUGACGGAUCCUGGACA